This is a messenger RNA of Ochotona curzoniae (black-lipped pika), 3054 nucleotides long. RefSeq names its product signal peptide, CUB domain and EGF like domain containing 1 (gene SCUBE1). The transcript is spliced from 23 exons. Bases 1 to 3054 code for a protein of 1017 amino acids. Gene Ontology annotation, biological process: signal transduction. NCBI's taxonomy places the organism in Eukaryota, Metazoa, Chordata, Mammalia, Lagomorpha, Ochotonidae. Gene Ontology annotation, cellular component: cell surface. The record is from RefSeq and is a predicted model, not a curated record. Gene Ontology annotation, molecular function: calcium ion binding.
AUGGGCGCGGCGGCCGUGCGCUGGCACUUGUGCGUGCUGCUCGCCCUGGGCGCGCGCGGGCGGCUGGCGGGGGGCAGCGGGCUCCCAGGAGCAGUAGAUGUGGACGAGUGCUCCGAGGGGACCGAUGACUGUCACAUCGAUGCCAUCUGCCAGAACACACCCAAGUCCUACAAGUGCCUGUGCAAGCCGGGCUACAAGGGGGAAGGCAAGCAGUGCGAGGACAUUGAUGAAUGUGAGAACGACUACUACAACGGGGGCUGUGUCCACGAGUGCAUCAACAUCCCGGGCAACUACAGGUGCACCUGCUUCGACGGCUUCAUGCUGGCACAUGAUGGACACAACUGCUUGGAUGUGGAUGAGUGUCAGGACAAUAACGGGGGCUGCCAGCAGAUCUGUGUCAACGCCAUGGGCAGCUACGAGUGUCAGUGCCACAGCGGCUUCUUCCUCAGUGACAACCAGCACACGUGCAUCCACCGCUCCAAUGAGGGUAUGAACUGCAUGAACAAAGAGCAUGGCUGUGCCCACAUCUGCCGGGAGACACCCAAAGGCGGGGUAGCCUGUGACUGCAGGCCCGGCUUUGACCUUGCCCCAAACCAGAAGGACUGCACACUAACCUGUAACUAUGGGAACGGAGGCUGCCAGCAUAGCUGUGAGGACACGGACACGGGCCCCACGUGUGGCUGCCACCAGAAGUACUCCCUGCACUCAGACGGUCGGACGUGCAUCGAGAAGGAUGAGGCUGCAAUUGAGCGCUCUCAGUUCAAUGCCACGUCAGUAGCUGAUGUGGACAAGCGGGUGAAACGGCGGCUACUCAUGGAGACGUGUGCAGUUAACAACGGAGGCUGCGACCGGACAUGCAAGGAUACGGCCACCGGUGUGCGGUGUAGCUGCCCGGUCGGAUUCACACUUCAGCCAGAUGGGAAGACAUGCAAAGACAUCAACGAGUGCCUGGCUAACAACGGGGGCUGCGACCACUUCUGCAGGAACACCGUGGGCAGCUUCGAGUGCGGCUGCCGCAAGGGCUACAAGCUGCUGACGGACGAGCGGACGUGCCAGGACAUUGAUGAGUGCUCCUUCGAGAGGACCUGCGACCACGUGUGCGUCAACUCUCCAGGCGGGUUCCAGUGCCUGUGCCACAGCGGCUACGCGCUCUAUGCAACAGCCCACUGCGGAGAUGUUGACGAGUGCAGCAUGGACAACGGGGGCUGCGAUGAGGGCUGUGUCAACACCAAGGGCAGCUACGAGUGUGUCUGCCCACCAGGGAAGCGGCUCCACUGGAACAGGAAGGAUUGCCUGGAGACGGGCAAGUGCCUCUCCCGGGCCCAGAGCACGCAGGCCCAGCUGUCAUGCAGCAAAGCGGGAGGUGUAGAACGCUGCCUUCUCUCCUGCCCAGCCCACAGCCUCUUCUUGCCAGACUCGGAAAACAGCUACGUGCUAGGCUGCGGCAGUCCAGGCCUGCAGGGCAAGGCCCCACCGAGACGCAACGGCACCAGCCCUGGCCCCGGGCCAGGCUGCUCAGACACCCCUGGCACUCCCAUCAAGCAGAAGGCCCGCUUCAAGAUCAGAGACGCCAAGUGCCACCUGAAACCUCGCAGCCAGGACCCCACCAGGGCGACAUCACAGCAGCUGCUGCUGGACAACUGCCAUGUGACAUCUGUGACCCUCAAAUGCGACUCCACCAAGAAGAGGCGCCGGGGCCGCAAGUCCCCCUCCAAGGAGGUGUCCCACAUCACGGCCGAAUUUGAAGUGGAGGCGAAGCUGGCUGAGGCCUCGGACACCUGUGACGCAGAGUGCACACGGAAGCGUGCAGAGCAGAGCCUGCAGGCUGCCAUCAAGGUUUUACGGAAGGCCAUCAGCCGGCACCAGUUCUACGUGCAGGUCUCGGACACUGAGUACGAGGUGGCCCAGCGGCUGACCAAGGCCCCCGAGGCACAGGGGACCUGUGCCACGGGCCAGGUGCUGCAGGACGACAAAUGCGUGGCCUGCAGGCCUGGCAGCUACUUCAGCGGCGAGCCCAGCCAGUGUGUGCCAUGUGCAGCAGGGACCUACCAGAAUCUGGAGGGCCAGCUCAGCUGCACCCCGUGCCCCAGCAGCGACGGGCAGGGUCUGGCCGGUGCCCGCAACGUAUCUGAAUGUGGAGGCCAGUGCCCCCCAGGAUUUUUCUCCACUGACGGCUUCAAGCCCUGCCAGGCGUGCCCCGUGGGCACAUACCAGCCAGAACCCGGGCGCACGGGUUGCUUCCCCUGCGGAGGAGGGCUGCUUACCAAGCAGGAGGGCACCAUGUCCUUCCAGGACUGUGAGACCAAAGUGCACUGCUCCCCCGGUCACUACUACAACACCAACACCCACCGCUGCAUCCGCUGCCCCGUGGGCACGUACCAGCCCGAGUUCAGCCAGAACCACUGCCUCACCUGCCCAGGCAACACGAGCACCGACUUUGACGGCUCCACCAACGUCACACACUGUAAAAACCAGCAGUGCGGUGGUGAGCUCGGCGACUACACGGGUUACAUCGAGUCCCCCAACUACCCCGGCGACUACCCUGCCAACGCUGAGUGCGUGUGGCACAUCGCACCUCCCCCGAAGCGCAGGAUCCUCAUCGUAGUCCCCGAGAUCUUCCUGCCCAUCGAGGACGAGUGUGGUGAUGCCCUGGUGAUGCGGAAGAGCGCCUCGCCCACAUCUAUCACCACCUAUGAGACCUGCCAGACCUACGAGAGGCCCAUCGCCUUCACCUCCCGCUCCCGGAAGCUCUGGAUCCAGUUCAAGUCCAAUGAAGGCAACAGUGGCAAAGGCUUCCAAGUGCCCUACGUCACCUAUGAUGAGGACUACCAGCAGCUGAUAGAGGACAUUGUCCGUGACGGGCGCCUGUAUGCCUCUGAGAACCACCAGGAGAUCCUCAAAGACAAGAAGCUGAUCAAGGCUCUAUUUGAUGUGCUGGCCCACCCCCAGAACUACUUCAAGUACACAGCCCAGGAGUCCAAGGAAAUGUUCCCACGCUCCUUCAUCAAGCUGCUGCGCUCCAAGGUGUCCCGCUUCCUGCGGCCCUACAAGUAA